GGUAAAUCAAGCAACUAUUGCUUGUUCUGUUUCUUCUGUGUCUGGAUGCUGGCAUGCCACUGGACCAUACGAAGUUCAAUGCCAGAAGACAGGAACUAUGGAGAGAGUGCAUAAUAUUUUUGGACAACUUGGAAAUCUGGCAUGGGUCUGAUGUUACAAGAUCUGUUCUCUGCAGCUCUGAUGACAGAGGAGCUUCAGAUCUGAAUUCAGGAAAAAUGCAGACUGAGAUGCAAUACUGUUUUGGAAAACAAACAAAGUAUAUGAAAGCCAUCCAGAAUUUGACUCUGAAGAUAUUAAACAUUACAUGCAUGUUCAGAUUUUGUUAGCAGGAAGAGUAUUAGAAAUCAACAAUGCAUGCGCAAUGUGCUGUUUAUACAGAUUAAUUCUUGGGUACAAAUAUAAAAGCCAGUGUACUGCCCUUUAAACUGCAUUGUUCUUCUUAAAAGGUAGGAGUUGAAGUGCUGUACAAGAGUGUGCAGAUGCUGGAGGUGUGGUCUCUAGAGUGAACACUGAGUCUAACUUAGUCAUGUUUGGAUACGUUACUUAUGGGCUGAAAAUGUGGUGUUGCUGUUUUCUGGAGGGAUGUAAGGGACAGAUCCAGAGCCUGUUUGGGUUCUACAGAAGACUUUCAAUAGAAUAUCACAGUCUUUUUGACCAGAUACUUAUCUGAAGAUAUGCAAUUUUUUUCUGUCUCUCUACCGUCUUCAGAGUGGAUUAAUUGCUGUCUAAAAACAGGGCCAGUGUUCUGUUACUUGUAGGCUUCACAAUAAAUCACGAGGUUGAAAUCCUUAUAAAUACUAAGCAUUUUUGCUCUCAGUAGGUCAAACUGAAAAAUUUUAAAGGGUGCUUACAAGUGUGGGACUGGGGGAAAAGUGUCAUCAAGAAAGGUGCACCAGUUCUGGUCCCAUAAAUGUGGCUUUGAAAUACAUAAUUUGCAACUCCAGCUGAGGUUAGGUUGGGUCCUUAAAUAGCCUAUGAAAUGUUGGUGCUCUCUUCUGUCAUCCCUUGCCUCACCUAAGGGACCUUGGUGUUCCCUUGGCAGUAUAUUUUAAGAUUUUUUUACAUUGCUACUUUACACUUCAUUGUAAGUGAAAGCUUAGUCUAAUUUAUCCUUGGAAGUUAACUGAUCCUUUUGCAAUGUUUAUGAAUUUCCACUGGAUAAGGCAUUCUGAUGCUGGUUUGUGGCUUACUCUUUAUUUACAUAUAUAGUAUUUGUCUUGUAUAUGGUAUAGUCCCAUGCAAUGUCAGGGGAAGAUUCCCUACUUGUCCUGACAGCCAGGAAUUAAGAGCACUCCUAUUUACAUAAGUAUAUAUAUAUUAGAUAAAAUAACCAUUUUGGAGAGCUGUGUCGGGGUAAAACAAGAUGAGAAAGGGCAGGUCCUGCUUUAGGCAGUCAUGCAGACACGGCCCUGUGCGUUACCUUUGAAUAAUGCUGGAAGAAACAACAACAACUUUUGCCUGCAAUUACAACUAUGACUUCCCUUGCCGAACAUUUCUGUCUUAGUGUGUCUUUCAUCUUUCUACACAGGAGACUUUUAGUAAAAGUUUUCUGCUGUGGAGAACAGGGUCUAAUGGUGGUUUAUUAUCAUAGUUUUCCUUGGGUGGUGUAAAGUUUACCUGACUGAUGAGAACUAUGUAUUUUGACAAACUCUGUAACUGCAAAACUGUUAAUUUUAAGCUUUUUAUGUAUUUGCACUGCUAAUUCCAAUCACAGAUUUUAAGAAGUAUUUAACAAAAACUUCAGAGUAUUUAAUGUUUUUGUUUAAUCAUAUCUGUUUUGUCUGUUGUCUUAGAAAAUGUUAUGUCAAUGAGUAACUGUUGCAUUAUUGUAUUAACUUUUCAUGCAAAUUCUUCUUUGGCAUUGUGGGUGCUGUUUUGCAUGGGGAGCAUCUGCUAUAAACUUCAUUCUUUCAGUCUCUUUGUUUGAAGAUUCAAACAAGCUUAUAUAUAGUUUUUAAAUUAUUACGUUCCAGUCCUGUUGCAGGUGCCAGUUGUUACUCUAAUCCUGAGAGAAAUGGCUUAAAAGGCUUUGCAGAAUAAGCUGUAAGGGCCUACGCCUUAAAGUUAUGAAGAGAUGAUGCCAGGAAGCGGUGGCAUGUGGAUGACGACAGGAUCAUGAAAGGACACGCUCAACUGAAAAGAGAAUCUGGAAGUCUGAAUGGACCAGGAAAAAGUGUCAAAUGUGUGGACUUGCUCAACCAAAAUCAGAGAGUUUAAACAAAGAAAACAUAAUGACAACUCAUGAAGACGAGAAAAGUUCAAAUUGAGGCAUGAGGGGAGAGGUUUUUUGAGAGCCAGAAGAUAGCAAUUAAAAAAUACUGAAUAUCAGCCUGUCCCCAAGGAAUAAUGGGAGGCAGCCUUGCUCCGUGUCACUCAUGGUUGUCAAGCCAGCAAAGAUGUGUGAUGUGCCUAUGUCAAGGGAGUACUAUUCAGGACUGCACAAUUCACUAUGCUCUGACAAUGUCUGUACAGGCAUCUAGCAACUUGGUCCUCUCUCGAAUUGUCUGACCUUGUACUUGGGCCUUCCAGCAGACUUAGCAGGUCACUGGGUUCAAGACCACACUGUGGAUGCAGGAUAGAUGCAUGGUAUGAGAAAAGGACUGGAGAAGAUCAUUUCCAAAGGUGCUCAAAAUACAAGUGCACACAGCUGAUGAGGCAAACCUAGGCAGCAGAGAGAGAAUAAGAUUCACUGUGAGCAUCUCAAAAGGAAGAAUAAAGAUGCAGAGGAUCGUCUAGAAUUGUACCCCCAUCAGUGUGUUGAGAUGGAAAGGUGUGAAAGUAAAGAGCUUGAUGUUGAAAUAAGAAACCUGAUAGAGAAGAAUAACACUUACCAGUUGUGUGAGGAGCCCGAGCCUAUUGCCCAAGAGAGUCCAGACCGUCAGAGAACUUUGUGUUCCCUUAAGACUCGUAGUGAAGCAAAUGCUCAAGGCCAUCUUGGAUGUGCAUGGGAAGGUAUGAGUGACAUGGAAGCCCCAGCAGAUCCACUAAAUUCAAGGCACAUAUUACUGACCAAAAAGAAGACUAAAUCAGCCAGCUCUCUUGAACAACAGAUCCUCUCACUGGAAAGACAGAGGCGAGAGCUGCUGGAGGUGAACAAGCAAUGGGAUCAUCAAUUCAGACGUAUGAAACAGCUUUAUGAAAAACAGCUGGCAGAAAUGAAAGCAAAACUGGAUGUGUCAGAGAGGAGAGUCAGUGAGCUGGAAGAAGAGAGGCAUCGGCAGCAUCCAGAAGAUGAGAGAUUGCAAGCCCUGGGCAGGGAGAGACCAUUGCAGGAGAUGAAAGAAACAAAAGUCCUUAGUGAAGCUCUCCAUGAAAUGAAGGAAGAGAACAAGCUCCUGAAGCAGAAGAAUGCCUCAAUGGUCAGAAAGAAAGAACACUAUGAGUGUGAAAUAAGUCGUCUCAAUAAGGCCCUUCGAGAUGUGUUGAAAAAGCAGCACUCACCUGUUCCUGGGACUUCUUCAGAGAAAGGUGACAGGAACAGCAUUGAGGACAUGAAAACCCAAGUUGAAGUUCUCAGACAGCAGGUACAAAUAUAUGAAGAAGACUUCAGGAAGGAGAGAUCUGACAGAGAAAGACUUAAUGAGGAGAAAGAAGCUUUGCAGAAAACUAACGAGAGAUUACAGUCUCAACUGAAUAAACUAAACUCUCAGACAAAAGACCUCCCAAUACAGUCUGAGAGGCCCAGCUACCCACCUCCCCUCUUUCUCUCACCAUGUGUUAAUUAUGGAAGUUGUGGGUUGGUUCUUCACUAUCCAGAUCCUCGAGCACACUCAGCAUCUUGCAGCGCACAUGAACAGCAACAGCACUCACCAGACUAUCAGUGGUAUGUUCCUGACCAGUUUCCGCCAGAUGUACAGCACAAGGCAAAUGAUUCAUCCUUGGAUAAGAGAGCCCAUCGCUGACAGCCUAUGACCUGGAGAAGUGUAGACCAAAGGCUGCAAGCUAGUCUUGCAACUUCAUUAUUCUGUUUUGUUCUGAGGCUUUUUUGCCCCUAGCUCCUUAUCUCCUCAGUGCAUGUUAUUUAUGCCUGGUGAAAUCCCUGCGAGGACAAUAGAAAAGCAGAUCGUACAGGCUGGUGAUCCUCAGAAUCCAGUUAAACUCUGCUGGGAAGCAUUAUUGCCCUUUGUUCUGAAGAUGCUGUGUGUGCUGCCUAUGAGAAUCUGUUAAAAAGCCUUAUGAGAGAAGAUACAGCUAUUGCUGGGGAAGCAGAGACAGUCACAUUUGGUUUGAAUUAAAGAGCUUAUAAGCCAAAUAAUGUGAUUUUUUGUUUGUUUGUUUGUUUGAGAGUUACAGUCUUCUUUAUUUGAUUCCAGGGAAUAAUUUGUUUAUAUACCAUCUUGAAUUCUGUCCUCUUUUUCUUGAUUCUUUGGUAGAAGGGAAAUCUGCUUCACUGUUUUAACAUAUUCCUGUAAUUGUAAGCAGGGCACUGCUGAUGCCAGGCCAGGUGGAAGGAACCUGUUCCCCUUUUUGAGUCAGGGCCAGCCCUCCUUUUGUUUUGGCUCCAGAAGAAAUCUAAUCAUUUUUUUCUGUGUAUGCUUGUUUGGAUCAGAAGAAUCUGAAUACAUAUAUUUAAUGGGUUUAACUUCGUAGUGAAAAUGGCUUUAUAUUUCCAAAUUAUUCUUGUAAUGCAUCUGAACAUCAUCGUGUAACCUCUAACCUGAGAAUAAAACCUGGCUUUUUAAAUGAAAU
Molecule: messenger RNA, 4689 nt
Organism: Apus apus (common swift)
Lineage: Eukaryota; Metazoa; Chordata; Aves; Apodiformes; Apodidae
Gene: TNIP3
Product: TNFAIP3 interacting protein 3
Exons: 17
Coding region: 2763-3902 (379 amino acids)
Biological process (GO): cellular response to lipopolysaccharide; regulation of transcription by RNA polymerase II
Source: RefSeq, a predicted model, not a curated record